UAUAAGUAUUGUCUAUAUUUUAUCUGUGUAUUUAUUUGUACAACUAAGUUUCCCGCAUAUUUAUAUUGCCGGUAACAGUUAAAAAUAAAUUUUGUAUUGUUUCCGUCUUUAUACAUUCUAAUACAAAAUGUCGAGUACUUCGCAAAAGCAUAGAAACUUUGUGGCUGAACCUAUGGGAGAGAAGCCUGUAACAGACUUGGCCGGUGUUGGUGAAGUAUUGGGAAAGAGACUUGAAACUGCUGGUUUUGAUAAGGCUUAUGUUGUGCUGGGUCAGUUCUUAGUUCUAAAGAAAGACAAAGAACUAUUUCAAGAAUGGAUGAAAGAAACUUGUAGUGCCAACUCAAAACAGUCCUCUGAUUGUUAUGAGUGUUUAAAAGAUUGGUGUGAUGAAUUUUUGUAAUCUCUUGACUUUAUAUUGUUAUAAUGUUCAACUAACUUACACAAAGAUUAAAUAACAUAGACAAGUUUUAUAAAACAUAUUUGAGGUCUAAGCUUAUACCGGUUAAAGUUCAGAUGUAUAUAAAGUUUAUUAGUAUUAUACUGGAGACUGUACUAAACAUUUUUGUGAAUUGUCAUUAUAUCACAGAUAUCUAUUGAUAUUUUUCAAUAAUAAAUUACUUUUACCAGUGGUAAAGCCAUGCAA
This is a messenger RNA of Papilio xuthus (Asian swallowtail), 643 nucleotides long. RefSeq names its product barrier to autointegration factor (gene baf). The record is from RefSeq and is a predicted model, not a curated record. Gene Ontology annotation, cellular component: condensed chromosome; nucleus. Gene Ontology annotation, biological process: chromosome organization. Gene Ontology annotation, molecular function: DNA binding. The transcript is spliced from 2 exons. NCBI's taxonomy places the organism in Eukaryota, Metazoa, Arthropoda, Insecta, Lepidoptera, Papilionidae. The coding region runs from base 128 to 400 and encodes 90 amino acids.